UUAAAUCUUCUUUUCCCUUCCCAUCUUCUUCCAAUUCAUGAUUCAUAAAUAAGCUUUCUCCUGAGGCUUUCUUUCUCCAAUUUUUUUCUCAUUAUCCAAUUGGUAUUUUUACUUCCUUUUUCUAUUCAAAAACUCCAAAUAGCAUCCAUAUAGUUCUCUUACAACCAAAAUAUCAAAAUCUUGUACAAACUUCAGCUUUUCGCCAGAUUUGGUACCGGCUGGACUUUGUGCUGGAGCUUACCAGUAAUUGUCUUUUCAUUUUAGUGGAGAACCAUUAGAAGUUGGAUCAGCUGCCUCUUUGGGAGUUACCUUUGUAGCCACUACGAUUGACCUUUUUUGAUAUCUCCCUUACAGCUGAUGAUAAUUAUAAACUUAUAGUUCCUUCAUUUUUCGAUAUCUUGAAUGGCUGGAUCUUUGUUACCAGUGGGUAAGGCAGUCCUACGUUCCCGCCAACCCUCCAACUGUUAUGCCUUCAAUGCUGAUCUCCAGCAUCCAAAGUCAAUUCCAAUUCUCCCUCUAUAUAAGAAAAGAGUCAAACAAAACAAUACUUUGAACAAAUCGGUGCUCUUAAGUCCAUUAGUUUGUCAAUACCGGUUAAAACCGGUUUCUGCGCUUGACUCAGAUGUUGCCCGCCCUAUUGAUCAGAGUUCUGAAGAUUUAAAGAGUAGCAAGAGCUUUAAGCAAUGGGAUUCAUUGACUGCAAAAUUUGCAGGAGCUGCAAAUAUUCCGUUUCUCAUAUUACAACUGCCUCAAAUAAUACUCAAUGCUCGUAACCUUCUAGCAGGAAAUCAAGCUGCAUUAUUUGCUGUUCCAUGGCUGGGGAUGUUCACUGGAUUGCUUGGUAAUUUGUCUUUGCUAUCAUAUUUUAUUAAGAAGAGGGAGACGGAAGUGGUUGUUGUGCAAACUUUGGGCGUCGUGACCAUUUAUAUUGUGAUAUCACAACUAGCCAUGGCUGGAUCUAUGCCUUUACCUCAUUAUGCAGUCACUUCUGUUGUUAUUGCCUGUGGCCUUGUUGUGAACUUCAUGAACUACUUCCACUUGCUCAAUCCCGUAAUCUGGCGUUAUUGGGAGGAUUUCAUUACUAUUGCUGGCUUAUCUGCGCUUCCUCAAGUCAUGUGGUCAACUUUCAUCCCAUAUGUUCCAAAUACCAUCUUGCCUGGUGCUGUAGCUUUCGUUCUGGCUAUCCUAGCUGUCUUUAUGUCUCGGACUGGGAAACUUCCAGAGAAGGGUAUCAAAUUUGUAGGAUCAUUAUCUGGAUGGACUGCCACUCUUCUUUUCAUGUGGAUGCCAGUUUCACAAAUGUGGACAAACCUUCUAAAUCCAGAUAAUAUAAAAGGUUUAUCAGCUCUUUCGAUGCUGCUUGCAAUGAUCGGGAAUGGACUCAUGAUUCCACGAGCACUCUUUACUCGGGAUUUGAUGUGGUUCACUGGUUCAACUUGGGCAUGCGUUUUUUAUGGAUGGGGAAACCUUGUCUGCUUAUAUUGCUGCAAAGUUAUAAGCAGGGAAUUUUUCUUGGCUUCAACAACUGCCUUUGUAGCAUGGCUGGUGUUCAGCUUCUGGAGAGACACACAAGUAUAUGGUUAUAAUUCUCCGUUGAAAUCGUUGAAGGAACUGAUUUCUGGUUCAUAACUGAUCCCACUUGUCCUACCUUGUUGGCUUUGGCUAUAUAUUUGAAAUGCAAGAAUGUUCAAGUUUGGCAUUUCUUCUAUGAAUCAAGUGCUCUUCCUUAGAAGAUUUGGUGAAAGUGCUUUUGGCAAAUGGGGACAUCAGGCAAGGUCUAGUUGCAAUGUCAAAUUAUUCAGCAUAUCGUAAUGAGGAAGGUUCCUGUGGUUCUUUUACAUGUAAUGUUAAUCAAUAAUAAAGCUACAAAUGCAAUGUUAAAUAUAUUUGUUGUAUUUCAUUUUGGGACAAUCUUAAUAAACAAAAAGUUAAACCAUAUUUGCAAAAAA
Solanum tuberosum (potato) is the source of this 1949-nucleotide messenger RNA. RefSeq names its product maltose excess protein 1-like, chloroplastic. Lineage: Eukaryota; Viridiplantae; Streptophyta; Magnoliopsida; Solanales; Solanaceae. The record is from RefSeq and is a predicted model, not a curated record. Gene Ontology annotation, cellular component: chloroplast envelope. Gene Ontology annotation, molecular function: maltose transmembrane transporter activity. Bases 403 to 1629 code for a protein of 408 amino acids. The transcript has 10 exons.